AUGCGCGGCGAGCUCAUUGGGAAGGGGAAGUACGGCCGUGUCUAUCUAGCGUUGAACGCUACCACCGGCGAGAUCAUAACGGUCAAACAAGUGGAGUUAUCACACACUAUGGCCGAUGAAGAAAUGGACCGGGCCUGCGUGACGGCGCUGAAGACUGAAAGCGAGACACUCAAAGAUCUAGACCAUUCGCACAUCGUCCAGUACCUCGGAUUCGAAGAGACUCCAAAUUUUUUGAACAUCUUUCUGGAGUAUGUACCCGGUGGAUCCAUUGGGCAUUGCCUGCGCAAGCAUGGCAGAUUCAAAGAGGAGGUGACGAAAUCGUUUACUGAGCAGAUCCUUACCGGCCUGGAGUACCUUCACUCAAAAGGCAUCUUGCACAGAGAUUUGAAGGCGGAUAAUAUCCUUGUUGAAGCAUCAGGAGUGUGCAAGAUUUCCGACUUCGCUGUUUCCAAGCACAUGCAAGCCUCGAAUGUCCAAGCGGCACACUCGCCGCUAGUGGGAACCGUUUUUUGGAUGGCGCCGGAGAUUGUGAGAAGUGGAAAGCAAGGAUACGAUGCUAAGGUUGACAUCUGGAGUCUCGGAUGCGUGGUGCUCGAGAUGUGGACCGGCCGACGUCCGUGGAGCGGCGAAAGCGAGGCGAUUGCGGUAAUGUUCAAGUUGUACAACAAAGAAGCGGACCCUCCUGUCCCCAAAGAUGUUGUUCUGUCCUCUCUUGCGGAUGACUUCCGCCUCAAGUGCUUCGCGAUUAAUCCGGAGGAAAGAGCGUCCGCAGCGGAAUUGAGGUCGCAUCCAUAUCUCGAGCUCCCUCCGGAUUGGGUAUUCAAGGGUUUCCAAUGA
Molecule: messenger RNA, 837 nt
Organism: Punctularia strigosozonata HHB-11173 SS5
Lineage: Eukaryota; Fungi; Basidiomycota; Agaricomycetes; Corticiales; Punctulariaceae
Product: kinase-like protein
Exons: 5
Coding region: 1-837 (278 amino acids)
Biological process (GO): protein phosphorylation
Molecular function (GO): ATP binding; protein kinase activity
Source: RefSeq, a predicted model, not a curated record